AUGGAAAUUCAAUUAAGUUUUCUCAAGGGUAAAUUACAGGGAGCAAUUGAUCGAUGCAAUGCUGAGGAAAACCUUUGUAUUGAAUUAACAAAAGAAGUGAACAAGAUUGAAAAUCUUGUUAAAGAGAAAAAGAAGAAAACAUGGAAAGAUGAUAUUGAAGCUAUUGGAGAGGCUUCUGAAGAAAUUUCAAAGGACAUGCAGAAAAAUAAGUGGGCACAAAAUGAUCAUGGAAAAAUAUCAAAAAAUUCUCCAAAUGAAUCUACUGUAACUUAUGAAAAAACAGAAAUUCAAUCAAAUGUUCAACAAGCACAGAAUGAUCUCAAAAAAGCAUCAACAAGUUCUCCUAAUGAAUCUACUGUAACAUCUGAAAAAAUAGAUUUGGAAUAUUAUAAAUAUGAUAAUGAUGAAAAUAUCAAGUUAUCUUUGAUGGGAAGACGUGUUGAUAAUCGUGAAGAUGCAUUCCGAAUGUAUAAAGCUCAUUCAAGAGCUAUUGGAUUCAAUAUAAGAAAAAAUACUGAUUAUAUAAGAGAAAGAAAGAAAAAAGAAAAGGAGAUAGCAAAUUCAGAAUUCAUAGAUGAGGAAAAACAGUCAUCAAAGAAAAGAAAAGAAAGGAGUGUUAAUGAGACUAGAACUGGUUGUAGAGCUAAUAUUAGAUUCAAGAUUAUAGAAUCUGGAGAAUAUUGUGUUAUUCAACACAAUAUAAAACACAAUCAUGAAUUGGUUAAUCCUUCGGAAAGACAUCACUUGAACUCUAAAAGAAGUGUUAAAGAAGAGAUUGGAAUGGUGAUUGAAAAGAUGAUAGAAAGUGGAAUUAAACCAAUGGAUUGCUAUGAAUAUCUUAAAAGAGAGAUAGGAUCAAAGGAAUCUUUAGGACACACAAAGAGAGAUCUAUUAAACUAUGUGACUAGGUACAAAUCUAGCAUAAUAGAAGGAGGAGAUAUGCAAAGUGUCCUGGACACACUACAACAGAGAGCAGAAUCAGAUCCUUCUUUAUUUUACAGAUUGAAGUUUGGUGAAAAAGAUUAUAUAGUGAGCUAUUUUUGGCGUGAUUAA
Chenopodium quinoa (quinoa) is the source of this 1053-nucleotide messenger RNA. Its product is annotated as protein FAR1-RELATED SEQUENCE 5-like. The transcript has 5 exons. The coding region runs from base 1 to 1053 and encodes 350 amino acids. The record is from RefSeq and is a predicted model, not a curated record. NCBI's taxonomy places the organism in Eukaryota, Viridiplantae, Streptophyta, Magnoliopsida, Caryophyllales, Amaranthaceae.